Agrilus planipennis (emerald ash borer) is the source of this 14056-nucleotide messenger RNA. RefSeq names its product protein split ends. Gene Ontology annotation, biological process: regulation of transcription by RNA polymerase II; regulation of alternative mRNA splicing, via spliceosome. NCBI's taxonomy places the organism in Eukaryota, Metazoa, Arthropoda, Insecta, Coleoptera, Buprestidae. Gene Ontology annotation, cellular component: nucleus. Bases 264 to 13433 code for a protein of 4389 amino acids. The transcript is spliced from 13 exons. The record is from RefSeq and is a predicted model, not a curated record. Gene Ontology annotation, molecular function: mRNA binding.
CGAAGCCCAGUAUGUAGUGUGGAGCGAAAACAAGCAAGGGAAGUAGCUUGCACAGUGAAGUAGUGCUAAAAAAUUGUGUGUGCCAAUGUGAAAAUAACAAAAUAAGUGUAUUAAAUUAAGUGCGCGAUUGCGAGUGCAAAUGUGCAGUGAAAAAUCAACGAAUUGGUGUUAGUUAUGGAAAGCAAUCCCAGGAAGCAUCAUGUGAAAUAGUGUGUGUUGUGUGCGCCCAAAAACAAUUUUCUCAAUGAGGUGUUUAGGGCAAAAUGGUCAGAGAGACUAGACACCUUUGGGUCGGAAAUUUGCCCGAGAAUAUACGAGAAGAUAGGAUACGAGAACACUUCAAACGGUAUGGCCGCGUUCAGAGUGUCAAGCUGCUGCCGGCACGGAGCACUAAGGAGGAGGCGUCGGGCGAAACGACCAUGGCAUGCUGCACGGUCGCAUUUAUGGACAUCAAGAGUGCGUCCAAGGCGCACACAGCCGAACACAAAAUUGACGACAGGACUCUGACCACCGAGUACUAUGAGCCCGCUGCCAUUCCGUCCUCCAAUAGCAACAAUUCCGCCUCCUCCACUUCAUUAUCCUCCUCUGCUGCUGCGUCUGCAACGAAUGCUGCGACCGCGGCAGCAGCAGCGGCGGCUGCAGCGGCCGCAGCUGCCGCGACGGUUGCCGUUACGACUAUUGCGUCACCUGGCGGUUCUUCGUCGAAUGUUACUGUCGUGCACCAGAACAACAUUGGCUCUACGUACUCCUCCACGUCUACCUCACCGGGAAACGGACGGUUUUCCAAUAGUCACGGCUCCGUCGACGAACAUACAAAUUUUCCGAGCGACAGAUUUUACGAUAGAAGCAACAGUAGUCGGCUAACGGAACCAGAUUAUAUUCGUCGUUCGUCGGGCGCUGGCGCUGUUUACCACGACUCCAGGGGUCGUAAUAGGGAACGCGUAUACCGGAACGGUCCUCCUUUUGGUACCGCAUCUGUUAUCGAACGGCGGACGCUAAACAGCACGUGGCCAUCAUACGACACAGCUUCGAUUACGACAUUACCUACGGGUACGAGCAGCAGGUACAACUCCGAAACAGGGUAUGGAACACCAGAGUCAACGGAUCGGCGAUCUACAGAUUCUCAGAAAAGUACAAAAAAGAAGGCAAAAUCGCGUUCGGGAAGCGGGUCACCUUCACCCAGUGGUAGUGCAUCGAGUCGGACACCAUCUCCGUCCCGGUCGCGAAGUAGCAGCUGCUCAACUACCAGCUCGACCUCCAGGGACACCAGCUCGACUAGUUCUCCAAAAUCCCGACGGGUAUCUUCUGUCGUUAAUACAGACGACAAGAGACCUCUUGCAAUAUGUGUCAAGAACCUUCCUCAAAGGUCCUCGGAUACUUCUCUUAAAGACGGGCUCUUCCAUGAAUACAAGAAGCACGGAAAAGUGACGUGGGUGAAAAUUGUCGGAACCGGUCCCGAUCGCUACGGUAUCGUAUGUUUUAAGAAGCCGGAAGAUGUAGAAAAGGCGCUCGAAGUGAGUUAUGACAAGCUAUUUUUUGGAUGUAAGAUCGAAGUUGCCGCGUACCAAGGUUUUGAUAUCGACGAAAAUGAAUUAAGGUAUUAUGAAGCGGACGUGGAUGAAUACCAUCCGAAAGCAACACGGACUCUUUUCGUCGGUAAUUUGGAAAAGGAAGUUACUGCGUCUGAUUUACGAAAACAUUUCGAUCAAUUUGGCGAAAUAAUUGAGAUUGACAUAAAGAAACAGGGUGCAGUAAGUUCGUAUGCUUUCUGCCAGUAUUCAGAUAUUGCAAGCGUAGUGAAAGCUAUUCGAGCUUUAGAUGGCGAACAUUUGGGUAAUAAUAGAGUUAAAUUGGGAUUUGGUAAAUCAAUGCCCACAAGUUGCGUAUGGGUUGACGGAGUAGCGGACAAUGUUACGGAAAAAUUUUUAACAGUACAGUUUGACACGUAUGGUGCCGUAACCCAAGUUGUGAUUGACCGUGAUCGUGGUCAAGCUCUCGUUUUCUACGAACAAGUGAUGAGUGCUCAGGCUGCAGUAGCUAAAAUGCGCGGUGUUAGUGUACGGGGUCGAAAGAUCCAAGUUGAUUUUGCUAGUCGCGAGUGUCAGGAAGGUUUUUACGAACACCUCGAAAAACAUGGACAUCCAACAUCGGUCGUUGAAGAACGGCGUGAUUCUUCGUCUAGGAGUUUCGAAUCAAGUACAUUGUCUUCAGCAUCAGCAAGAUUCGUUAGAUAUGAUUCGUCUUCGCGUCCUCGGACAUCUUCAUAUAGCAGUCGAUCUAGUGUUACAGGGAAUCCGUGUAGCAAUGUUGUACCCGCAAUAGCGUCCCCAGGAACCCCGGGGUCGGUAACUCCUCGUGGAAGUGGUUCUCGAUCACGGCUGGCGCGUUACACUGAUUAUUACGAUCAAGGCAUUGGUGAUUAUAUCGAUCGUAGUAGAUAUCGAAGUUAUGAUGAAUACAGUCAAGGCAGUGCAGCAUCUCACGAUGACCCUUAUGAUCACGAAUAUGCCACGUAUGUUCGUGAUAGUCCUUCACAUUUGGAUGGUUUGGAUACUCGACUGACGCAGCAUCCAGAUAUUGGAAGUAUUUUUCCUCAGGCUCCACCUGAUAUACGGAAUUUACAGAAAGAACGCGUUCACCUUCUUGAACAACUUGAAGACUGUCAUAGUUCUGGUGAUGAGUUAAUUAGUCCUAGAAAGCGUCUUAAACUCGAUAGUGACGUUAUAAUCGAAACUAAUCGGGACCACCAUCAUCGGAAAGUGAUGGAAGUGCGUAGAACAUCGGAUGCUAGUGGCAAACAUCAUUCGCGGCGGCCUUCGGUUGAUAACGGUGGCAAACACACGUUUCGUGAAGUGACAACUGGUUACGUACCACACGCAGUGUGUAAAAGACGAAAAACAGCGGGUAGUGAUAGCAGCAGUGCGCGUGUGCAUCACCACGAUUUAAGCGGCUCAGAAAGUGUUGGUAGUUCUCGACCUGGUACGCCACUAUGUGACGAACGGCCCGAACACUUCCCGAGCGAGCCAAGGAGGGCUACUCCACGUGAACGUGAAGGUCCAUUAAGUUUACCUUUACCGAGGUUUGCAGCUCAAAUAAUGGGAAAAGGAAGCGUGUCAGUGGCAGGAAUAAAAGGUCAAAAGGAGGCAACUAACGUGCUUGCGAGUCCACCACCCGCCGCUACUAGUCCCAGGAUAGUAACGAAUGCAUUACCAGCGGUUCCACCGCCUGCUUCACCACCUCCACGACCUCCAUCUCUUAGUUCAAAUACUAGUGAUAGUGACGUAGCUCCACCAAGCCCUUCGUUAGAUGAACGAAUACGUUCAUUAGACGAAAAGUAUGAAAAGUGGUCGGGUUCUCGAGCAUUAAGUGCCGCCGGUGGAGAUGCUCUCGCGAAACUUGAUGCAACUGCCUCGGAGCGGUUUCGCUUUCGUCACAAACUUUUAGAUUUAGACCUAAAGGAAGUGCAACCAUCGGAAAUAGUUAAGUCUGUGAUGGCGAAGCGAUCGGUGUUUGACGAGGACUCUAAACGUUUGGAGAAUGUAGGUGAAAAAUACGAACCGCGUGAAUUUAGUUUAUUCGCUAGAACAACUACGACAUCAGCUAUUACCUCUGUGACGAUUUCAUCGACGUCAUCUGUAAUGCAAAACACUGUACCUGUAACGCCGCUUCCUGCGACAUCUCACAUGAAAGUUCCCAGUUCAACCCCGACUAUGCUAUUAUCGCCAAGAGCAGCUGGAACAUCUCUUACAACAAGUUUAACGGCUGUAAAAGGUCUUCAGUACCCUUUUCCAACACACCCGCCAAUUCAACAACCAGUUAUCGUAUCAACGUCAUCGCCAGUCAUUAGUUCGUCGUGUAUUUCAACUGUAACGACAACACUACCAUUGAGAUCAACUAAUCACCAAAGUGAUGUUAAAGUGAAACUUUCUGCUAGUGUCAGCACGCCUGUAACAACACAGUUAGCUACAAAAGUAACGUUAAAUCGCAGUGUCACAAGUAAUAGUUCGUCUUCAGUAACUCAAGCGAAAUCUGGUGAUAAUGUUUCUCUCGCGAUAAAUUUAAGCGAUAACGGCGGUGUUGCGUCUUUAACACGCAAUGAGAGUAAAUCGGGUGAUAAAAUAAUGAGUAGGCGUGACUCUAGUACUAGUAACAGCAGUUCCCCAAGGAACCGUCGGAAUAGUGAGAACAGUUUACGUAAACAAAACAGUGAUAAAAAUAGUGACAAUUGUGAUAAUAAUAGUGGUUUAAGUGAUUGUCAUAUUAAAGACGAUCGUAAUGAAGAAUUUUCAAAAGAGCAACAACAUCGCAUGGAAAAGGAAUACCUUGAAAAAGAGAAACAAGAAAAGGAACGACUAGAGAUGGAGAAGUUAGAAAGAUUAGAAAAAGAACGUCUUGAGAAUUUGGAAAGAGAAAGACUAGAAAAGGAACGAUUAGAAAGGGAAAGGGCUGAAAAAGAGCGCGCAGACAAAGAAAGACAAGAUCAUAUAGAGAGAGAGCGGCGACGUAGUCGAGAAGAAAGGGAGAGGCGUGAGAAAGAGGAAUUAGAGAGGCGAAAUCGCGAAGGGCAAGAAAGAUUGGAACAAGAAAAACGAGAAGAGCAAGAAAAACGCGAAAAAGAAGAAAGCGAACGAUUUUUGAAAGAACAAGAAGACCGCGUUGAAAAAGAAAAUACAGAGAGGGAACAACUACAGCGUAAACGUGAAGAAGAAAAAAAACUAGACAAUCAUCACGAAAAAAGAAACAGAGAUCAUGUGAGGUACGCCAAAGAAAUUUUUUCUAGUGACACAAAACAUAAAGAGACCACUUCCGAUGUGUCCAAAAGCGACAAAAAUACCAAAGAAAGUAGCAAGUCGAAGGAGAACCAAGAGCAUUCGAAAAAAGACACGUUUUGUGAUACUAAUAAACGGGACGAGCUCAAAUAUAAACACAAUAUCGAUCGAGACGUCGAACGACGUAAAGAAAACACCAAAGAGAAUAAAGAUAACAAUCUUCAUGAUAAAACGGCACAUAUUGUUAAUGAAAAUCACAAAGAAAACCACAAACAUCUCCUUGAGAGCCGACAUUUUUCUAUUGAUGUUGGUAAAAUACAAUUUGAUAUUCAUCGUAGAAAAGAUAAAAAUAACGCGCAAGAAAAUAUGGGAUUUAAAAGACGUAUGAGUUUUCAAGAGACAUUAGAGAAUGUAGAAGAAGCGAAAAAGUUGAAAUUAAGUCACGAACAAAACAAGAAACUCCCUGAACGCCGUGAUUCAAAAGAUAGUCGUUUAGAUGAAAAAACAAGAAAUAAACACAAAAAUAACAUUGCAAAAAUAAUUGAAGAUAAAAUUAGGCAUGAAAAGCAUAAUAGUGUAAAAGAUGUUAUAGGAGAGGAAAAAAGAAAAGAUAAAGAACGGGAUAAAGAAGAAAAGCAUAAGCAUAAACAACUUAAAAUCGAAAAGCAGAAGUCAAAAGAAAAAAACCGAGAAAAAGAUGCCCUUAUAUUAUCACAGAAAAGUAAUAAAGAACCAUUGUAUAAAAAUGAAUCCAAGAGUGCUGAUGAAUUAGAGAAAUAUAAACAAAAGAAAGAGUUAAAAGAAAAGAGAAAGCAGGAAAGUUUGGACAUUGACGAACAAAAAAUAGAAGAAUGUAAAAGGACUGACGAUCGCAGAAAAGAAAAACGUUUAUCUUUAGAGGGAAAAUCUAAAGAAGAAACCUGUAACAAAUCUGAUGACAGAAGAUCUCAAAAGAAAGAGAAGACUCGCAAAAACAAUAGUUCUGAUGCAGCCACUGAUUCUGACGAACCUAAAAAGCAACAUUCAAUAUUUGAUAUUGUUGAUGAUGAACCUGCCUAUAUUUCUAUGUAUGACAAAGUAAAAGCACGAAGUUGUAAAAAUAUGCAAAAACAAGAAGAGGAAAAAAGACAAGAAAAACUUAAGGCGAAAUUCAAUCAGCUGAAACAGAGUCGAGCCAAGCGUGAAGAAAAGAAACGAUCAACAUCUUGGGAGGAAGACACCGAUUCUGAACAUGAAAAGCAAGAAAGACCGUCUAAAAACGAUAAAAGUCGUAGGAGUAGCAAGAUGUUCAUAUUGAGUUCAGAUGAUGAUGAACAUGGAGCUAAAAUUAAAUCAAGAAAGAAGGGUGAUUCUGUUAUAGGAUCAGAUGUAGAUAAAGGAAGGCAAAUUAAAUUAGAUUUAUUUGAAACUAGUGACGAAGACGUUACAAAGUCCAGAAGUUACCAGCAUAAAAUUAUAAAGUCACGCAUUGCAAGUGACUCUUCUGACAACGAGUUUAGGAAAACAGAGACUAAAAUUAAAGUCGAACCUAAAACUGAAUUAUUUUCUGAUACAGAAUUUGAUACAAAGUCCUUUAUGGAAUUGGAGGAUACAAACUUGUUUAAAAAAUCGGAAGUCCUGAAAUAUAAUUUGAAAAAGGAAAAGAAAAGUAAACAUGAUUUGUUGGGAUCCGAACAAAUUAAAAUGCAGGUUUUUGGCGAAUCGCCUGUUCAUGAAAUUAAAUCUGAAAAUAAGUACGAUGAUUCUCGGACAUUUGGUGAUGUAUCAUCAGAAGAGAGUCAUCAUAAGAAAGAGAAAAAUGAACUUAGAAGAAAACAUAAGAAAAAGCAAAAACGUCAGAAACACUCUUUCUCGAGCGAAGAUUCAACUAGACUGGAGGAUAUGCCUGCUGUUGUCAACAGAGAGGAGAGUAUAGAAAAAUACAAACCUAUUGAAAAAAAGAAACCCCAUAAAAUGAAAGACAAGAAGCGUGAUAAAUUGAAACAUGACGAAAAGCAAAAAGAGAAAGCAAAAAGAGCAAAAAAAUUCAAACCAGAAAUAGGUAAAUCCGAACCAAAAGACAAGAUAGAAAAUAUUUUCGGUUCAUUUUCUGAGGAUUCUGAACAUGGCCAAAGAGAACAAGAACAACAAAUUGACAAUUUGCAGAAAAGUUUGAUAGAUAAUUGUUUUGGAAAUGAUAAAAGCCAUGCUCGUUCAAUUUAUAUGAGUGAUUCCGAUGAUGCACCAAUGCCCGAAAAAGAGACUUCUAAGUUGGAAGAGAAAGAGCGUAAUAAAGAACAUAAACGGAAAAAGGAAAAGAAGCGUAGAGAAAGAGAAAAACGACAAAAUGAGGAAGAAACUAAUGAAAAUAGCAUGGACUAUGCAGAUCUUGGCAGGCAAUUAGAAGACAAUAUCAAAGAUGACAAUUUAAAUGAGUUUGAACAGAGUGAAGUCACUGCAGUAGAUUUUGAAAGUAAAACUGAAUCAAACUCAAAGGUCUUUAAUUUCAUUGAAAGUCUUGAAUCAGACAGUGUUGUUAAAGAAGAAGAUAAACGAGAGCAGCGAGAAAAGAAAAAGAAACGAAAGAAGAGCAAAGAAGAAAAACAUAAACAUCAUCAUCACCAUCAUAAAGAUAAAAUAAAAUCUCCAGAAAUUAAAAAGGAAUCUAUUGAAAUUCCAAAGAAAUCGCAAAUAGAAAAGUCCACAGUACAGAGUCCGAGUCUGCCAAAUAUAAUUAGCCCAGAAAGUCCACCACAUUUUAAACCAGUUCCAGAAACUGAUUUUUCUGUUUCUUCGAAGUCCACAGAUUCAACCGGAAGUUCAAAAAGUUCUUCGUCGAAAGAAAAGACUCGAGAUAAACUGAUACCUUGUUUUGGUACUGUUAUCGAUGAAACUGUUCAUGAAAAUGCUGUCAAGUCUAUUUCUGAAUUUGAACCUUCAAAAACUAAAAAUGCAGCUGCACUUAACGAGGAAGAAACAAAAUCCGAAAAAUCUGAUGUUACAGAAGAUAAACAUCGAGUUGUUAUAUCCCAAGAAGAAACAGAAGAUGCAGUUGCAGCUCUACUAGGAGAAAGUUUUGGCAGUAAUAACUUUAGUAAUACGUACACAGAAGAUCAAACAAAUUUAGAAAGUUCAGAACAAGAAGCUGCUGUUGCGGAAGAAAAUUCAGCAGAAGAUUUAGAAGAAAUGAGACAAGCCGUACAAAGUUUGAAUAAUUCGACUGACAUGGAGAUAAAACCAGAUACUCCUCAAAGCGAACAUGAAUUACAAAUUGAUACUGAUACUGAAGAACAAGAAGAAGCUGGGUUGCGAUUUGAUCAACCUCCGGCAACCCCAGCAACCCCAGACAUGGUGGAUUUAAGUCACCCUCCUAAAACUCCCGAUGUUCCUUCUUAUUGUAGGCCCGAAGAACAGUCAAAGACUACAAUUGUUAUAAAGGCUACAAAUUUGGGAAGUCCACCCUCAUUAACUCCAAUUAAACCUAAUCCAUCUGCUGCUGAAGUGAAACGAAUUACAGAUGAUGUACCAGUAAAAAGUAGCUCUCCCGCUUUGACGGUUGUUUCUGAAGUGCCUUUAUUCACGCACAAGAAUUCACCUACCGAAAUGAAGAAAGAUACUCCAGAUCUGAAGUCUAGUGGAAAAGGUGAUGAUCGACCUCUUCUUUUGAGGCCAGCGUCAGUGAAUGUUUUACAUGCUGUUGUGCCUCAAACAAAAGCUGCUGUUCAACCCCGUUCUUAUAGCACCCCUCCUAUGGUUAAGAUUACUGAACCUGUAAUUAGACAAAUUACAAUUUCGCCAAAAACUGACUCAACGUCACCAAAGGGUGGUACCGAAAUAAUUACGAAGGUUCAAACUAUUCCUGUUUUACAGCCGUUAAAAACUCCUAAUAAUGCAUCUAUAUCUCACAGUAUCCCGCUAAAAAUUCAAUUUCCGGCAACACAAAAUCAGCCCAAGCAGUCUCCUUCUACCACUUCUACAGCGGGACUUUUGUCUCCUAAAGUUUCAAGUACUGUUACAUUCAGUCGUCUUCCAAUAACACCUGUAAUGGUUUCAACACCUUUCCAACCUACUACUAUGUAUUUGCCACAAUCACUUACAGCUCAAACAGGGGAGUUAAAAAAGACCUCUCCACCAGUUAUAUCUUUUGAAAGAAAUCAAGAAAGAUCAUACCAAAAUCCUCAGUUCGCGAAUGCUUCUCAUCCUCCUACGCCGAUGGUUAUUCAAGCGAAUGUCACUCUACAAAGAAAUUUGCCAUCUCAUGGAUUAUUAGUCCCAGCUAAAUCUCUCCCUUCAGGAAAUUAUAGCUACGUGCAAACGUUAGCAUCGACUUCCUACAGCGCCAGCAGUCAGUUAAUUUCUCCAAAAGACAGUGUGACCACUACUUGUGACAAAUCAAAACCACUUACUGUAUCAGUGACAGAACCACCGAAAUUAGUGCCUACGAAUCUUCCUGCAUCUUUCGUACAUUCGCCUGUUUCUAGUUCUUUAGGAACGGUGCAAACAUCUUCCAUUCUACAAACAUUACCAAGCACUCAAAGCGCUAUUUCCCCUAACGAUGUAAACAAAUCAUUUGCUAAAGUUAUACAAGAAUCGCCGAAACUUCAUUCUCCUGAUACUGAAAAAGUAGCAUCACAGAUUUCUUCACCCUUGAUGCAAAACGUAGUCAAAGGAAGUGAAACUCCUGUCAUCAUUACAAAUACUUCUUUGGAAAAGAAACCAGAGACGACAUCGUCCAGUAAGGAAACUUCCAAAAUGUUGGAGAUUAAAGAAAAAGAAUCUGUUGUUUCAGAAAGUAUUGGUAAAGAAGAGCAAAUUGAAUCAAAGGUAGAAGAUAUGGAACUUUGCUCUCCUAUAAUUAAAGAUGAUACAGAAAAAGAGCCUCUUGCAAUUGCUAAAGUAACAGAAGAAUUGAAUAAAAGUUUACUCAAUGAGGUGGAAUCCAAAAAUAUCGAAGUAUCAAGUAAUGAAAAUAAAAGGUUUGAUCAAAAUGAACCAGAUCAUCGGAAUAAUUCGUCGAUUAACGAAAAAACUGACGAGGAAAUGCCUGUCGAUGAUAAAAAUGUGGCUGUUGAUAACUUAUCUAAAGAGAAAUUACCCCCAAAGGAAAUUCCUUCGGAAAUUAAAGUUGAAGAACAACCUUUAAAACAAAAUAAAUCUGAACCGGUAGAUACAAAAGAAGAUAGUGACUAUUGGUCUGCAAAAGAAGUUAAUAUUGAUUCUGUAAUUAAAAAAGUUGAUGCACUUUGCUCUGGUGAUGAUGUUAGCGAACAGAAACCCGAAGUUACAAAUGAAGAACCGAAAAGUGAAAAAACAAUAGAUUCUCAACAUACAUUAGAACUGUCUUCUGAUAAAAUAAAAGAAGACGACUUUAAAUCGGAAAAUGAAGUGGAUUCUUUGAUUGCUGCGGAAAAUGAAUGCUUAAAUUUGAAAGAGGAUGAAGUAUCUGAAGAAAAGGAAAUUAGUACGCGAAGUAGUAGAAGGGGAGGUGGUAGAGCAAUUCGUGGUAGAAAAACUCGAGGUACUGAUCGGGCAGGAGUUCAAACACGCCGAAGUAAAACGGCAAAAGAAAGUGGGGUAGUAUCCAAAAGAGGUGGGAGAGGGGGGCGAGCGAAAGUUGAAAGAAAAACAUCAAAAUCAGAAUCUGAAACUAACGAUAUCUACGAGUUCCGAGAUGAUUCUGAUGAAAGCGGAGUCAAUAAAGACAGACCACGUUUAAUAUUAACAAUUAAGUCACCAGUUGUUGCUGGAAUUGGUAAUGCCCAAACAGCUGUUCUGAAGGAGGUUUCUAAAGAAGUCAUUACGCCUCCAAAAUCUGAAACUAAAGAAGAUUUCACUUUACCACCCGCCACUAAUACUAGAAAAUCUCGCCGUUUGCAAGAACGUGAUGUUUCUCGAAACACUGUUGAUGACACCAUUGAAGAUGUUGUGAAGAACACAAUUAUUACACGGUCUGCAAUUACUACUUCUGCAACACCUCAAACUAGACGUUCUACGAGACAAGCAGGUGCUAAAGUAGUACCAGAAACACCUAGAAAAUCGCCCAGAGGAAGUGUUCGUAAAAAAGAUCGUCGAAGUUCUGAAACCACAGAUGAUUCAUCUGAAGAAAAAACUGCGAAUAAACCUGAAUCCCCCAAAAAAGAUGAAAAAGACAAUGUCCAUAAUAAAAGUCCAGUUUGUCAUAUUGAGGAUACAAAACCUGUGGAAGAAAAAACAGAAAUUGUUAAGGAAAAACCUCACGAAGGGUUGAAAGCUGCUGUUUUACGAAGAGUUAAAGGAGAGACAGAAAAACAAGAACCCAUGACACUAAUUGAUCCUGUUACUGGUCUUCUCAUGCCCGUAAGAGAAUGUGAGGAGGGACGUUAUAUUCCAGUGUCUGGAAAUGGAGGUCACAUGCAAAAAAUGUCCAGCGAGAUUCAGGCAGAAGUGUCGGCAUUGGAAUCAUCACCAGCUGCACUUCAACAAGCUCAAACUUCUCAGUCUAUAAAAACGAGUCUGUCGAAACCUUUAGAGAUUCAUGUAUCCACUCCAACAGUAAUAACAUCUUCGUCUCCUGUACUACAACCGAAGUUGCAAUCACUCAAAGCUCAUGUUCUUUCCUCUCAAGCAGCUCGAGCAGUUGUUAAUCAAAUUUCUAAACCUUCACUAACUACGCCAGUUCAAAAAAUUAAUACUACAAUUACGCCACAACAACCUCAUCCCCAAAUACCUCAGCAAGGUUUUACUAUUCGUACAGGCGCUCCUAUUAGUCAAAAUUUGACUGUAAAUGUUUCCACUUGCAAUUUGGUUCCCGCUCAUUUAUCUCCCAGAACAAGUUUGCUUCCAGGAGUUGUCAAAACUGUUCAGUCUAAACCUCCUCUUUCACCAACUCAUUUAAUUGUCCAUAAUAAUUCUACUAAACAACAAAUUAUGCAAAAAGUAGUUGGCAAACAAAUUCAGAUCCCUCCGAAAGCUCAUUUACCACCUGGUUCAUCCGUUGUUGUAACUCCAAUUAUAAAUCCAGGUGCUCCUCCUAGCAUUAAACAACAACAGACACAGAUGAUAAAACAACAGCAACAGAUAGUACUAGGAGGAAAACCUUCCAUCAAUAAAAUGCCUAUUAUGUCGGGACCUCAAUUGAAGGAGGCCCAUUUGGCAAAUCAGCAAGCUUUGGCGGGUAUUGGAGGUACCAGAUUAGUGCAGGCAUCAGCGUCAAUUCCAAAUGCAAGCGCGAAGGGUAAUAUGGAACCGCCAAAAGUAGAAGUUUCAAUAGGAGGAUGCGUAAUGGUAUCAAGACCAAGUUCUUCGCCGCAAGGACAACCUAGACAUGUGCUACAGACUGGAUUGCCAGUACCGCCUUAUGAAGCCAGUUUGCAUGGGGAGAGGAGUUUGUAUAACCGUAGUCGAAGUCCGCCACCUGCUCAUCAAAAUUCACCAUCACCACAGGGAGAAGCCAUGGCUCAUUUUCCACCAGGUACUAUGCCACUGAGAUCUCCCCAUGAAAUACCACCAGCUCAUUAUAUGCAUUCUCACGUCAUGUACCAACAAUUUUUACGUCAGUCAUACCACCUACCUAGAUCUCCCUUGAUGCCUGGUAAUUUAGAAAAGGCAACAGAUGGUCAGGAAGGAGAAGAAGCUCCAGUAACAUCACCUCCUUUAGAAUUACGAAGGCCUGGAUCUGUUGGUCUGUCUUUGAGUGGAAGAUCCGCUACCGUCCCUCAUAGUCUACAGUCACCACAUGACAGAACAACAGAUUCACCACAAGUGGGUCAAGUAUACAAUGUUCAUACUCCACGAAUGCAACAGCAUUACCAUACGGGUCGUUAUUAUGAAACCGGAGAACCUCCUCCAGCCCAUCGGCCUCUUACAAGUCAUUCCUCUUUUGCCGCGCUUGGUACAGAUCGUUCAGUAUCACACGUAAAUACCUUAAGCGCGACUUCCGACCAACGCACAUCUUUGAUGCCGACGGAUCGUCUUAGUCAUACUACUAUAACCACUAGUCAUUUAGGUGGCCUGGGAGUCCCUGAACGAUCUCCGUUUACCGCCCAAGGUCUCACACUAGGAGCUGGCCUUGGAGCGGCCGGAAAUUUAAUAGGGGCAGUAGCUAGACACGUAGGAGCAGAAGCUCCAGCUAGUCAAAGGGGACUACAGGCUGCAACGCCUCCUCAUGCAAGUCAAGUGCCCCCUCAAGCUGAAAGUCUUCUCAUGCUACUUAAGCAAUACCCUUGUAUGUGGCAAGGACUUCUGGCUCUUAAAAACGAUCAGGCAGCAGUACAAAUGUAUUUUGUUUCGGGCAACGAACAGGUGGCUAAGUGUAGUUUACCAAAAAACAUAGAUGGCUCCACACCGCCUUUAAGAAUAUUCCAGAGAAUGAGACUUGAACCUCCUCAAGUAGAAGGUGUUGCAAGAAAGAUGCAGAUGGAAAACGAACAUUGCAUGUUGCUUGCACUCCCUUGUGGUCAUGAUCAUAUGGAUGUUUUAAAACAAUCGACUAAUUUGACGAACGGAUUUAUAACGUACCUUCAGCAAAAGCAGGCUGCUGGCAUAGUCAACGUUGCUGCUCCUGGAACAACACAGCCGCCUGCUUAUGUAGUUCACAUAUUUCCAUCUUGCGACUUCGUCAACGAAAAUCUAAGACGCAUAGCUCCCAGUCUAUUAGAAAGGGUAGCGGACAUAGCACACUUGUUAAUAGUUAUAACUACAGUGUGAUAGCUUCUAAUAAUAAUAAUAGUAGUAAUAAUUGUGGUAAAAAUGAAAAAACGGAGAAAGGAAUAUGCGACGAUUAUUAUUAUUGUUGUUAUUGAUUGUUAUUACAUUAUAAAUUGUUUUCGUCACGCUGCAUUCGAUUGCCAAUUUUAAUUAUAUGAUACUGUAAUAAUGCACUUGAAAUGGCACUGUGCUGAAAAGUUGUAUUCUUUUUUGACGGAAUUAAUGGCAAUUAAUUCUUCAGCAUCAGUCAAACUACUGUGAAUGUUUCUAUAAAUGAAAGUCCACUUUACUUCAUUUGCAUUAACUGUAAAAUGAGAAACAGGAGCAAGAUUUACCGUCACAUCGUUUCGAUCGAUGGUAACUUCGUAUCGAGCAAAACGUGUUUUAAUCUCGAAAUAAGAUGCGAAACAAUAUUCUUACUAAACGAUAAAUUGAUGAGAAAUAAAUAUAAAUUUACUUAAAUAUUUAAAAUUUCACUGUGAUUUCUUGACAAAAGUAGUUAGCGUUAUUAAUAAACAAUUAUUAUUAUUAUUAAAGAUUAACUGAAAAACUUAUGAACAUUAGCGAAACCUGUAAUUAUUAUUAUUGCUAUUGGUAAUAAUAAUAAUACCUAUUUAAGAGAU